AUGUUACCUCGCGACAAGCGGUACGUAGCGGUUAUCCUACAGUUGUGUCUAACAUUGCAGCGUGCUUUUGGUCAGCAGUGUGCCAACAGUCCUUACCGUACGUUUGAUGGGACCUGCAACAAUCUGGUCACCCCAUCCUGGGGUGCUGCCAAUACACCUUUCGUGCGCAUUGUGAACCCCAAGUACGGUGAUGGAAAAUCCAGUCCCACCUUGGCAAGUGACGGCAGUGAGCUACCGAACGCUAGGUUGCUUUCUGUUGAGGUUUUCCAGGAGGGCGUACAGAACAGCCCCGAGUUUACCCUGGCCAACAUGCAGUUUGGGCAAAUCGUUGCUCAUGAUAUGGCACUAACGCGUGGAGUUCUUGAUGCUUUGCCCUGCUGUGCUAAUGGGCGCUUACAGCCAUCGCGUGGACCGCGAUGCUUCCCGAUCCCUGUGUCACCCGAUGAUCCAGUGUUCUCGGUCCGAGGUAUUGAGUGUUUGAACCUGAUCCGUACGCUAAACACCUGCGACGAAAAUCCUACCAACUGUACCAAGGCGGAGCAGAUUAAUGCUGUUACCCAUUUUCUGGAUCUGUCUAUCGUGUACGGAAACUCUGCUCAGCAGAGCCUUCAGCUUCGCGAACCCAACACGGGUUUGUUGAAGGUGGAAACCCGUGAUGGUCAGGCAUGGCCCCCAAGACAUCCGAAUGCCAGCAGUGCCUGUACGCAGCGAACGCCGAACGAUGUUUGCUAUCUUACCGGCGAUGGACGUGCGAAUCAGAGCCCACAUUUGGCGAUUCUUCAAAUUACGUUCGUGCGGGAACAUAAUCGUAUCGCCACCGGUCUACAGGCGCUAAAUCCAAGCUGGACGGCUGAGAAACUCUUCCAGGAAGCACGGCGUAUUAACAUUGCCCAGUACCAGCACAUCGUGUUCACCGAGUGGCUGCCGAACUUUCUGGGUCGGGACUUCAUGAUCCAGCGUCAAUUGAUUUAUCAGGAGCUGGCUAUUAAAAAUGAUUACGGAGAUACCAUUCAUCCUGGAGUGAUAAACUCUCACACAACGGCUGCGUUCCGAAUUUUCCAUUCUUCCAUACAGGGCCAACUGAAACUCUAUGAGGAAAGUCGACGAUCGUUGUCCAAGAUCGACAUCAACGAUCACACGAACAAUCCGAACAUUCUAGAACAAACGUCCGAUCGGUACCCUUAUCUGCUGCGGGGACUUGCUACCCAACCGAUGGGUGUGAACGAUGCCAGUUUCGAUCCGGCUACGAAACAUUUCCUCUUCCGGUUCGACGACAUGUUCGGCACGGAUCUGAAAUCGCUCGACAUUCAACGUGGUCGCGACCACGGUUUGGGAGGAUACAAUGAUUUUGUGUUUUUGUGCUUGAACCAGCGUGCUACGACGUGGGCAGAUUACAACCAACUGCUGGUGCCGGGGGCCGUCGAUCUUCUCGCAAUCUACUACAAGUCGGUGAACGAUCUUGAUCUCUCCGUUGGAUUGGCGUUCGAGAAGAAGGUGGACGGCACCGAGUCCGGCGUGGUGACGCGUUGCAUAUUGGCCGAUCAGUUCCGUCGCACCAGGAAGGGGGAUCGGUUUUUCUACGAAAAUGGUAAACAUUUCACCGAAAAGCAGAUCGCGGAAAUUCGCAAAGCAAAAAUGGCACGCAUUCUGUGCGAUACAACAGCUAGCGUUACGCAGAUACAGCCAGCAGUGUUCUUGCUACCGUCGAACAUUAAUCAGCUGACAGCGUGCCGAACGCUGUCAACUCCAAAUCUUAAGGAGUUCACGUAA
Messenger RNA from Anopheles marshallii, 1770 nucleotides. Its product is annotated as peroxidase-like. Gene Ontology annotation, molecular function: peroxidase activity; heme binding. The transcript is spliced from 4 exons. The coding region runs from base 1 to 1770 and encodes 589 amino acids. The record is from RefSeq and is a predicted model, not a curated record. NCBI's taxonomy places the organism in Eukaryota, Metazoa, Arthropoda, Insecta, Diptera, Culicidae. Gene Ontology annotation, biological process: response to oxidative stress.